CACAAGCCAUCUUCCACUCUCCCUGCUGCCACCAUCACGAAAAGCUGCAAUUCGCAAAGAUGCAACUCACCAACUUCCUCCCUGCCCUCCUCCUCUCCUUCUCGGUGACGACUUUAGCCCAAAAAUGCAACCCCAACCACAACCUCAAAUGCUGCAAGGUCCGCAAUUCGCUGGCCGACGGUGCGGUCACCGACGUGACUGAUGGGGCGGGUGCGGCGCUCGACCCGGAGUUGCUAGGGACUGUGGGCGUUGAUUGUGACACGGUUUCAAGAGCUACAGACUGUGAGGUUGCCCGGGGGUAUGCUCUGGCGUGUUGUGCGGGUGACCCAGGAGACGAGGCGGCAGUGGUUUGUCAGAAGCCGAUUCCAGGACAGACUACGGGCGAGGCAGUGGGUGAGACUUCAGGGAAGGCCUCGGAUGUGGCUGGAGAGAAGAGGUUGGACGAGGGCAAGCGCUGAGUUUAUAGAUUGAUGUAGCUACGACAGAGCAGUGCAAGCAUUUGCCCGUGAUGGAAUACAAACCCCUAAC
Molecule: messenger RNA, 528 nt
Organism: Aspergillus uvarum CBS 121591
Lineage: Eukaryota; Fungi; Ascomycota; Eurotiomycetes; Eurotiales; Aspergillaceae
Exons: 3
Coding region: 60-458 (132 amino acids)
Source: RefSeq, a predicted model, not a curated record